AGUGAGAGGGGAGAUGGAUGACUUUGCUGUGCCUCAACAAAUUUCUCCUCAUAAUAGCCCUUGCUUUUCAGCUCUAACUACGUUUCCUUUCCCUUUUUUUUUAAAGGGAAUUAAAAAUCCAAAUCCGUAUAUUAAAAGGCUACCGCCAGUCAUCGUGACUAGCACAAUAAAAAGCGGGACACCAUUCUGAAUAGGAUUAAAACAUUAGCUAAUUAUUUAUAAUUAUUUAAAUCUCCAAUAUGUACUUUAAAAAGAGCCUAUACUUUUAAAAGUACCAAAUAAUGAGCUGUGUGUCUCAGUUAAGAGAUUAAAUAAUCCAAUUGAUUUAAAAUAUACCCCACUUUUCCAGUACUGCAUGCGUUCAAAGCAGCUUAAACUAACAUGGAGAGGGGGAGAAUAAAAUUACAGCAAUAUACAACAAAAAUAGAUUUAAAAACAUAGUGAAGAACAUAGGUCAGCCAUUAAAAAUGCUAUGUUAAAUGUGGAAAUACUUAUUUAGGCAUUUUUAUACUGCCCAAGCAACCCAUAGUGGUUCAUAAUUUAAAAUCAAUAAAGAACAAACAGUAAUUGGUAUGCAAAGGCAACACACACAUGGGAAAUUAGGCAGCAGUCCUAUUCGCAACAGGGUUUUUCCUUCUGAAUAAGACAUGCCAUUUUGAAUCAAGAUAGUGGACUGAACUUUUCAAAACUACUGAUUCUAACAAUUAAAAAACUUCACUGAUUUUUUGGUUUCUUAGAAUUCCUGAGCAGUGCCAGAUACAGAGCUGCUAGUAUCCCAUAAAAUAAACUUUUGUAAUGCUCCCUACCGCCAGCUUAUCCAUCUUUAAAUAUUUGGCAUGAUUAAGUGCUUAAAAUGACUGCUCCUGACAUUUUCAACUUAAUUUUUAUUUAUGGUAUAUCCUAGAAGCAGAUACUGUACAGGCAGUGCUUUUUUUCUAAAAAAAUGUUUAGGGGUACUCUCGUUUUCCUACUUAUAUUGAAAUACUGCCCCUCAGUGAGACCAAGGGACGCGGGUGGCGCUGUGGGUUAAACCACAGAGCCUAGGGCCUGCCGAUCAGAAGGUCGGUGGUUCGAAUCCCCACGAUGGGGUGAGCUCCCAUUGCUCGGUCCCUGCUCCUGCCAACCUAGCAGUUUGAAAGCACGUCAAAGUGCAAGUAGGUAAAUAGGUACUGCUCCGGCAGGAAGGUAAACGGGGUUUCCGUGCGCUGCUCUGGUUCGCCAGAAGCAGCUUAGUCAUGCUGGCCACAUGACCCGGAAGCUGUACGCCGGCUCCCUCGGCCAAUAAAGCGAGAUGAGCACCGCAACUCCAGAGUCGGCCACGACUGGACCUAAUGGUCAGGGGUCCCUUUACCUUUAAUGAGACCAAUCUUAGAUUCACAAAAUGUUUAGGGGUAUGCGUACCCCUGUGUCUCCCCAGAAAAAAAAGCACUGGAUACAGGUUAUUAUACUACAAAUGCACAAAGAAGUAAUUAAACUCUUAUCAAUAUAUAUUCUAUAUGCAAACUGAAUUUCUUACCUAAAUAUUACUAAUGGGAAAGGGCUUUAUCCAAUAUAUACAAGGAUUUCAAUUGUGCAAUGAGACUGUCACAGUUCCCCAACUCCCUCAAAGUCUGCUCUUUGGAGUUGGGGGACCCUCCAGAGUGGAUUUGAGAGGGAAGGGUGUGGGGGAGGAAAGCAAUAGGAAAUCUAGUCAUGCAAUGCAGGAUUUUCAGUUAAUAUUUUCAGUUUCUCAUCAGAUGGAAUGUCUGGCAAUAGAUUCAGCAGAGAUGAAAUAAAGCACAUCACAAUGAUUCAUAAUUAACAUAUGGAAUUCACUGCCAUAAUAUGUGCUGCUGGUCGUUGCCUACAAAUGGGAAUUGGCCAUGAUGGCUAAAUUGAAUCUCUGUUUAGAGGCAGUAUAUAAUACCUUUAAAUAAGGAGCUUCUGCUGGGAGGUACGAAUGGGAGAGAAAGGCAAUGUUGCCUUCAUGUCCUGGUGGGCUGCCCAGAGGCAUCUCAUUGGCCACUGUAGAAACAGAUUCUGGACUUGAUGGGCCUUUAGUCUGAUCCAGCAAGACUCUUAUAUUCAGCCUGUGAAUUUCCUUGCAACUUAACCCUUUGCCCUUUCCCUGCACUCUUCUGCAGAAAAAUGAAGUUUGCCGUUCUUGCUCAGUUUGGGAUUUAUUUUUUAGAGUUUGAAACUAAUUAUUUUAUUAACAUUUUUAUUAGCAUUUUUUAAUUCACAGUCUAAAGUUCAUGGUUGUUUCAGCUCUACUUGGAACAACCUAAGAAAUUCUCCCUUACAAAUGAUAUUCCCGAAAAUCAAAGGAAAGUAUUCCUUUAUGCAACAACAGCUGCCAGGAUGCUUAUAGCAAAAAACUGGAAAGGGAGGAAAAUUCCAUCAGUGAAAGAUUGGCAAAUUAAAUUUUGUGAAUACAUAAAUCUGGCAAGACUCACAGCAUUCAUAAGGGGACAAUCGGACCAGAAAUUAUUAAAAGAAUGGAGUUGUGCUAAAGAGUAUAUGAAAAAACAUUGUUCUGGAGUAAGUAUAUUGGUAUGUAAUGAAUGAUGCUUUACAGGGUUAAAGGGGGGGAAAAUGGUGUAAAAAGAAAAGAAAAGGACAAAGAUGGAAGUAAUCUAACCAGACACAACAAUAUAGUAAGAGUAAAUUUUUUGAGGUCUUAGAACAAAGGAAGGAAGUCAAUAUGUGUAAAUGUACGUAAUGAUAUGGUUUUUUUCUGUAGAUGUGUGUUUUUUCAUUUUUGUUUAGUUUUGUUUUGUUUCCUUUGCUUUUUUUCUUUUUCUUUUCUGUUUUUUUUUUGUAUGUUCCGUUUUGUUUGUUUGUAUAGUAUUAUUUUGGAUUCAGUGUUUGUAAUUUUUGUUAUGAUUCUGCAUUGAAAAUAAAUAAAUAAACAAAAAUAAAUAAAUAAAUAAUAAUAGAGCUGCUUUUUUUGGUAGAACCUUAUGUGCAGCUGGCAAUAAGACUGGAGGGAAAUACAAUUGUAGUCAUAUAAAGCCAAUAAAAAUAUAAUUUUUAAAGAACAUAAAAAUGUGUGACCCAUUUUUUUUAGAAAAAGAAUCAUCUGUUCAGUGUGGAAUUCUUUUCUGAUAAAUUUCAGCUUAGUUCUAGAGGGUACGCACACUCUGCAGGUCCUCAUGAUGGUGUUAACUUCUUGGUUUAAUCUUCUGUGCUCCAACUUUCCUAAUCACUCUACCUACACCUUCUAUGACUCCUAAAAUGUUUCCCUACCUAUUCCUGAUCUUUCACUAAAGGAGAGAUAGCCCAGUAAAAUCAGACCAAAAGGUGAUCAACUCUUGUUAUAAACUCACACAAUCUUUUAUGUCACUUUGUUUGCGGCAGGGCUAAGAUGAGUUCUUCUUCAGUAGAAUUUAAUCUGAGCCAAGGCUCACCAGAGUUUGAAACACAGGGCUCAGCUCUGACAUGGCUGAGGGCUUUUGAACAUGUGCAGAGUGCUUCUCCUCCUCUUGCACAACUGAAAAAUCACCAUCAGCACGAAAACAUCUGGGAUUGCAGAUAUGGACUUGUAGAGGAGAAGGUGUGGCUUCCUGGUUGAUUUGUAAGGCUUGUUGUAGUUUUGAAGUCACGACAGGACAUCGGACUCUCCUUGGGAAAAGGUAAAGUUCCAGAAGCCUCUUUUUUGUUGUGUGUGUCUCCUUAAAGCCAGAACAUCCCAGCCCCACAGAACACAUCAGCUGCAGCACCCUAGAUAUUCAAAAGUAUUAAUUUGGCAAGUACACAAUCCCAUUUCUUAUAGGGAUCAGCUCCAAUAGAUCGAGGACUUUUGCUUUUUGUAAACUGCCCUGAGGCAGGCUGAACUUUUGUCACAUCCCAGGAAAUAGGCUCCUGUCAGCCCGUUUUGACCUCUAUCCAACCAGUGUUGUUGAAUAUGUGAGAGGAAUGAACAAGGGGGUGGGGGAAGAGGAAAGAGAGUAAAUGUUGGGAGAAGGAACAAGAAAUAAGGAGAAGGCCAUUGGGGAGGCUAUGGUUGGCUUUGCCAUGUACGGUUUGCUCUUUCAUCAUCAAACAACAAAUUGAUCCUGGAGAGUCUAGCUGGGGAUGAGAAUCUUUUACUUUGAAACACAAAGACACAAAGCCUUUGGAUCUUUUAUCUGCGCCCCCCUCUCCAUGCAGUCCCUACAGAUGCUUAUUCCUAUUCCUGUAGCUGGAGGGGAUGGCUUCUUUGCCUCAGGCUACAAUCCACAUACCACACUUAAUCUGGUUUAGUCUCAUUGCAGUCAAUGUGGCUAAACAUGGUUUUAUUGCAAGAAGAUACUUGGUUUUUAUAGGUGGGUUUUGCCUCACAAUAAUGCUUUAAAUAUUAAUAUUGCACAUUUCAGAUAUUAAAAGGAUUUGACUUAAACUCAGGAAAUCUUACAACAGCCCUGUAAUGUAGGUUACUAUUAUUCCUAUAUUGCAGAUAGAGAGCUGAGACCAGGAGAACUGUAGUUUAUCUAAGAAGACCACCUACUGAGUUCAUGGCAGAGGUAAGCUUUGAUCUAGAUCUCUCCAGGCUCACAGCUUAUAUACGGUACUACACUUGGUUUUACCAGUCAUUUGGUCUGGAAUAGACAUCCUUUGUUCACUGCAAUUUUAUAGAAAACCCAGGAGGUGUCAUUGCCACCUAAUAAUAAUAAUAAUAAUAAUAAUAAUAAUAAUUUAUUAUUUAUACCCUGCCCAUCUGGCUGGGUUUCUCCAGCUACUUUAUUAUUUCAUUUGAGAAUAUUCUGUGUUGCCUUCCCAUCUCAGAACUGAUCUGUGGUGAUUUCUUUUUAUUCAAAUGGUAUUUCAGUCCAGUAUGGAGUGAUAACUGGGAAGGUUUUUCUGGGGUGGUCUCCCUUUAAUUAGUAGCUUCCUCUUUGUCUCUUUCCUUAAAAUCAAGUGUUUUAUUUCUCUUCCCUCAAUAUCAAUUUCCAGAUGUGAAUUUUUCACAGUUCAGUACUGUUAAAAUACAAUACUAAAAAAUAAAAUAUAUAAAGUUCAUGAACCAUCUUGAUAAUACCUUGUGGAGGGAACAGGAACUGACUAAGGAACAUCCUACCUAUUUUAGAGAGGGCAUGCCUGAUGAUAUUGGGCAGGGCACAUGUGAAGAUUAAAACCAGAUGUAUUGUUAAAAAAAACCCCCUAUUUUGCUUAUGCAACCUAAGUCAGGCACCAGAGGGCGCUUGUGCUGUAAGUUUUUCCCCUCAAAACUAGAUGGAAAAGGGGGAGGUUCAACCGCUUCCUCCUUCCAUGCUAUGAUGGGGUGGGGGCAGGAGAUGAAUUAAACUAGGAGGUGGUACUGAGUUGCCUCCAGGUCACUUGGGAUGUUGCUGCUUGCUUUUUCACUGGAUCAUAUGGCCCUGGAUUCAGGUUGUGUGCCAGAGACCCAGUGUCACCUUUGGAGGAAAUGUCCUUGAGACUGGAAUUAGAGUCAAAGAAGAAUGAGAUCACAAGUUAGAGGGCACUCUCUCACUCAGCACCCCCACCAUCCUGUACUGCUUGCUGCUCUCCCUGCUGUAGUAUCUUACAACAAUAUGUAAGAUUCUCAGCACUAACCUUUUAACAUAUAUGACCUUUUAACAUGCAUUUUUACCCCUUUAACUCCACACAUUUCUCUCUCGUUAUUAAGCUUGCGUCAUCACCUUUUGAAAGCACAAGGACCUAGUGAGAUCAUGUGAUUUACCUAGGUCACACAGAUUAAACCUGUCUUUAAUUCCAGUCCUCUGCUUUGUGACUCAGCUUUCUUCCUCUGAAUAUUACCUGUAUCCUUGUUUUGAAUGUAUUAUAUAGCACAAAGCAUCAUGGUUCCCUGUUAGCCUGCUGGAACCGAAACCCAUUCAGAGAAGCAUCAGAAGCAGUUGGUGGCUCCAGAGGCCAACAGAGGGGAAGGUGAUAAAAACACAAAAUUUAACAUCAGAGGUGGGAAACUGCGACCUUCCAUAUAUUGUUGCACUCCGACUUCCAUCAUUUCUGACCAUUGGCCAUGCUGACUGGAGCUGAUAAGAACUGGAGUCCAUCAACAUCUGGAGGGCCACAGGUUCCCUACUGCUGCUUUUCACAACCUUGAUAAUUCAUUGUGUGUUUUUUGCCUGAGUUCUGUAAGUGCAGCAGCUUUGCUCAGAUUAACACAGUGGUACCUCAGGUUACAGACGCUUCAGGUUACAGACGCUUCAGGUUACAGACUCCACUAACCCAGAAAUAGUACCUCGGGUUAAGAAUUUUGCUUCAGGAUGAGAACGGCUGCACGGCGGCAGUGGGAGGCCCCAUUAGCUAAAGUGGUACCUCAGGUUAAGAACAGUUUCAGGCUAAGAAUGAACCUCCAGAACAAAUUAAGUUCUUAACCCGAGGUACCACUGUAGUGUCCUUGGUUCGCAUUAUCUCUCUAUCAGUUUAUCUCAUACACUGGAAGUAUGCAUUAAUCUUUAUAAAGAUGGGAAUACUACAUUUUUAUAUAUUUGCAAAUAGUAUUUUCCUGAACUUGUGAAUAUGAUCAGAGCAAAAUGCUUCAUUUCUGAAUGAUUGCUGCCAGAGUCCUUAAUGCAGUUUCAUGUCUUUGUCUGCAUGAACAGCCACAGCCUGCUUUUCAGCCCAAAACUGUGGCCUUUUGAUUCUCCUGGCCUUGGAUUUUUGUGACAAAAGUUUUGAGGGUGCUCUUCAGCUCUCAUUCCUUGGGUGUUAUUUCACACAUGGAAGCAGUUUCCCUGCAGCUAGGCACAAGUGCCUCAACCCUUCAGGCCCUUGUCUCCCUCCUUUUAUGUUAAACAGCUCUUUGACCCAGCCUUCUGCCAUUCUAUACUCUGCCUUCCACCAUUGGGCCCCAAACCACAUCCCCCCCCAUCUCCUUUUCCAAGAAUUGACCUUCAGUCCAGCUGCUUCCCCUCAUUCUGCUCUUCCAAACCUGGAACUACAUAUUACAUUUAUAGCUGCAACAGUUCUUCUCGGUUGAGAACUAUAGGUCUUCUUGCACUUCUUACGGCUGUGCCAGUUGUAGAUCAAGUUGCUAACUGUAAUAUAUGAGCACAGAAAGUAUGGAGUGUGAACAAAAAGGCUGUUUCUCUCCUCUCUGUUUGCAAACUGAAUAUUGUUGGCUGAUAUUCAAAAAGCAUUCUGGCCUAACUGAUCCACACCACCACCAGGUUUCUUGUCCAGCAUCUUUCCUUGAGUAGCAUCCGCAGUCAUGGCUUUUAUUUUGUAGUUCUUUUUGCAGAGGUGCUGGUGGUACUAUUUCCAUUUCCAGCCUAUUGUACCUUUUGUUUUGUGAAUGACAAAGCAGCUCAGGAAAUGCAGGUAUUCCUUCUCUUACUGCUGGGGGGGGGGGACGCGGGAGGAGGGAGAGAGUGAGCUUCCUUCCUUGCAUAGCCAGCUCAUGUAUCCAGUCUCCAGGGGAAAGGCCAAGGUGAUGGCAGGAGGAGGGGAGGCUGCAUUUCACCACAUUGGCUCCUUUCCCAGGCUGCUAGAGACAAGCUCCUGUGUCCUCCUUCCGGAGGGGAGGCAUCAUCACCCUCCUAGUUGAGAGAGAGAGAGAGAGAGAGAGAGAAAUAGACAAGCUCAGGCAAGAGGGACUAGUGGUUAAUCCAAGAAGAACAAUAUUGCUCUCUACCCUGUACCUCUUCACCAACACUCCCCAGGGAGCAGAUUGCUUUUUGCUGUCCAAUUCUGCCACCCCCUCCCAUCUUUCUUUUCUGUCUGGCAUCAUCCGUGGCAGCCUCCUACUUUCCCUUCAGGCCUCUCCAGGUUUGGGGUUUCUGCCAGUCAAAUUCUAUAUCCUCUCUUGGCCAGCAUGAAUGGACAUGGCCAGAGGGACAGGCAGCUUGGAUCAUAUCUCUUGUUGCCCCCCCCACUCCUCCUCCUGAUGAGUAGAGCUGCAAGAGGAUGGCUUGGCACAGCUUGACUGAAGGCGCAGCUGCCACUGCUGAAAGCUUAACCCCUCAAGCACCAGGGCAUGGGGCUUCAUCUCCAUCUCCACCCUAAGGGAACAAAAGGGCAGACAUUGUGCUUCUUGUGACAGUGGGGUGCUGUAGGUAUGGGUGUCUGCAGGCGGCUAACUGACACCAUGAAAUCCAUUUGCCUGAGCAGGCAAUUUUUCCUACUCUUUCUUGUUGCCACUGCUAUAGUUCUGCCACACAAACAUGCAGGUUAAUAACCUAAACUGGUGUCACUGGUGCUUGGGACUUAGCUGGCUCCUUCCCCAUCACAUUGUGCGAACAAACAUUCUUCACCCAGAUAGGUUUAGGAUUUGGGGUGAAAAGGGAAACUUGCACUUCUCCAUCCUCCCUGCCACCAAACACUAGCAACCCUCCCCCCACUCACCCCUCGCUCUCCUGGCAGAGGGGGAGGGGGAAGUGUCUGUCUCUUUAAGACUGUCAGGUUGCAGGGAGCAGAUGGCAUCUGCUUCCAGUCCUUGUUCUUUGUGUGGCUGCACAAAAGAGGGAGCCUGUCUCUCCUGAAUUUACCCCCCCCCCUUUGUGUUGGGGUGGAGCUGGGUGCAGGGAGAAUGCAGCUGGGGGAGGUCUGAAGAAGGGAAGGAACCAUAUUGGGAGGGGGUGGAGCAGAUUUAUUGCAAAAGUAAACUUGAAUUUUCCAGGCCUUUGUGCACUGGAAAAGGGGGAAGCCAGGGACUUAUUUUAUUGUGGAUGCAGCCCCCCACUGCACUGCACAAAUGCAACCUCAAACCUUCCCUUUCUUAGCCUCUAAACGAUGGGGAGGUGCUGAAGUGGGAAGGUUUGCUGUAGCUGGAAAGCUGGGGACCAUCAUGAGGAAGGCAGAAUCAGCAAAAGAAGAACUAAGUCAUUCAGCAAACCCUAGAAAUAGUGGGCAGUAGGCUUAUGUGGGUGGGAAAAGAUGGGUCUGUGUAUCAGGAGUGGGAAUGCUAUAUAGAUGAACGGUAAAGCAGUGGUUAUGGGUUCUACAUUUCUAUAGAGGUGGAUCUCUGUCACAGAGAAGGAGCACUGGGGAGGGAUGCAUAGGCAUUGUGGAUUGUUAGUACAUGUGGAAUGGACAUCUGAGUACAGGGUAUACAUGCAGAAUACUAAAUCUAGAGACAUGAGUUCAGAGAAAUCCAUACAUAGGUGUGUGUGUGUGUGUGAGAGAGAGAGAGAGAGAGAUUGCUGUAAAGUAUGUGGAAUGCUUGGGUAGGAAACAGCUGUAGGCACUGGAGAGGGAGCAUAUAAAUUGGGAACAGCAUAGUCUUGUGUGGUGUGUGACUCUCUGCAUUCAAGGUGGGGAGUGACACAGUUUGUGGUUUAUGAGCAGGAAGGGUAUGACUCUUUGUGUAAGGAUGGAGUUUAUGGAGCAGCAGCUGUGGAAUGAGUGUAGCUUUGCAGCAGCAGAGUGAGGGAGGAAGUAUGUGAUGGCAGGCAGUGGGGAAAUGUGAUGGUAUAUGCAUAGAGUGAUGAAGUAGUAGCAACAGCAUGUGACAAUAGAGGGAGUGUGUGUGUGGCUCUUUGUGUGCCUAGAGAAGGGAAUGCAGGAUGUGGAGUGUGACUAGACUUGAGGGAGCAUGGCUGUGCUUCUGGAUAUAGGUGGGAGAGUAGAGUUGUGUAUCUGUGUGCCGAUGGGGGGGGGAGUGUGUACGUGACCCCAAUCAGGCCCUUCCUCUUCCCUCUGCUCUGGGCAGUGCUACAGGCCAGGCACGCUCCCUGGAGGGCAAUCAGAUCCUUUAAUCUUCAGCAGGAUGGAAAGCGGCUGGGUCUGUUCAGAGCUCUCACUCUCCCUUGCAUCAGUUCCCCCCACCCCUUGUGCUUUGGCUUUGAUGUUCAGCUUCUCCAUGUUGAAGCAGACAGACUUGGGCAUUCACAUCCUUGGGCUGGAUCUGAGCAUGCAUGUGCAACAUGCACACACACACACACACACACACACACACAUGCAUUAUUGGCACAUGUUCUCCCAUACAUGUCCUAUUAUUCUGUAAAUGCCGCAGGGGGAGCAGCUUGUGCACUGAGAAGACUAGAGAGUUUGCAACACUAGUCAGCAUCUACUCUAGGCUCCCUAGCCUGCGGGUUCCUCAUCCCACAGCCCCAGUGGAGGGAGGGCUGGUGGAGGAAGGAAGGGUAGGCGGACUCAUGAACUCUGGGAUCCCUGCUGACAGCAGGAGGUUUGAAUGGCCUCAUAUGCGGUGAAGGGACCAGGCAGGCUACUCAUUGGUAUCUUCUAAAUUUAGGAGCCUGAUUAUAGUUUGGGGCUUGGAUAGAAGAGAGGAAAAUACCCACCAAAUAGAAAUUCAGCUUGGGAGGAAGAGAGCGAAAAGCACAUGCUUGCAUGAAUCUGCAUCAUGAGAGUGCAUUCAUGAUGUGUGAAAGGCACCUGUGCUCCUUCUUUCUCUCUCACACUCUCAAACACAUUAUUUUUUCUUGUGCACUCACAGUAACUCCAUAUGACAGCUGCUCCUGGGUCAAUCCCAAAAGAGAGAAAUGCAAUACAGACAAGGUGUUGUAUUUUAAUGCAGUAACGUUUACUGGUGUCAAGCUGGAGCAUGCAAGCUUUUGAGCUGCACAGAUCUCUUCUAUCAAAGCAGAAUUAAUGGGGGCCAGAGUAAAAUGUUCCCCUGUAAUUCCAAAGCCACUGAAGCAAUCUUUCUAAUCCUGCAUGUAUAUUCUAUGUGUCUAUGUGCACGCAUGCAUGAACACACACACACACACACACACACACACACACACAGUGUCUCUCCUUCUCACUUGAAGUCUCUGCCCUCAGUCAAACAAAGCAGCCGUGCUGGAUUAACUGUUGGAACAGAAACACACAGUUUUGCUUUUCCCGUAGGAGCAAUUUUCCAUUGAUUGUGUGGUAAUUCAUCCCACUUGAAAUCAAGAGUUAGACACUCGAGUAUUUGCUUUUCUGACUGUUGCAGUAGCAGGACAGUAUCCCACUUUUCCUUCAUGUCAGUCCAGUUCUUAUGGGUGCAUUGUGGCAGGGGCAGCAUCUUCCUGGCUGGGAGAAAAACAGUGGCCAGAUUGUGAUAAUGGUGGGAGUUGCCAGAUCUCAGAAUCCUACCAACAGUGCUAUCUUGAGAGGGGAGUUGGUGUCUCUUAUUUUUGAGCCAAUAUGGAAGCUAAACCCCAAGCAGGGCAUUGAGCCAGCAGGGCUGUGCCGCUGCAGAGAGAUACAAGCCACCCCACUGCUCCCAUAAGCAAAGAUUGUGGUCCUCUUGUCUUAGCCUUGUUGGCUUCCCCUCCAAAUCCUGUGUCCUCCUAACCCCACUGCAAACAGAGUGGGUGGCAGGAACAGUGAGCUAUAGCUGUAUCUUUCUGCUGUUCGAAAGCACAGGGGCUCGCAUUAGCUUUAUCCAUUGUCUAAUCAUAACCAUGGCACGUAAUCAUUGCAAACCUCUUAAUACACACAGAUAGUCAUCUCCAGCAAAUCAACCAUUUUGGGGCCUUGUCCUGACCCACUCAAUUUACCCUGGUUGUAUGAUACGAGCGAUAAAGGGGGGGUGGUAAAAAAUAAAGCACUUCUUGCCUGGUUCUCUCUGCAGCUUGGCAACUGUCUCCUUCCUGGGACAGUAGCCUGGGCUCCUGCUCUCAACCCCACCCCCAGCAUGUCACUCAAAUAAAGCAAAGGGGGUGGGAGAGGCAGAAGUCCAGCAGGGAGUCAGCAAAUCUGUGUUGUGUGGGAAGUGGGCAGACUGGCCCUUUGCUUUUGUGUUUGCAGCUGCUGCUAUUGCCACCCAGCCUGGCAUUCACAUUCUGGUCUUCCUUGCACCACUCCCUCUGCAAAGAGAAAUGAGCAGUAGUCAGAAGGAAAAAGCUCCCCUAUAACUUAUAACUCCUUCUUACUCCCCAACAGUCUCCCUCAUGCAGCCAUUUUUAUAGGGCUGUUGCUGUGUGUGCGCGCGUGUGCAUAUGCAUGGUACACACACACACACACACACAUAGAGAGAGAGCAAAGGAGCAGGUGUCUGUUUAGACAAUGCAGUUGCUUUGUCGUGCUCCAGUGGGAGGGCAGGAUGGGGGUGGGGUGAAGAAGGGAAAGGGAAUGGGGAAGAAUAAAUGUAAGAGCAGGAUUUCCCCUGUGUGACUGUGACAGUGGUAGACAGGUCUGUGUGCAUGACUCCUGCAUAGGCUGCUAUAGUUUUUUUGCGGAGGGGAUUAGUGUGCAUGUGUGAAUAGAUAUUUGAAUGACUGACUGACAAGAGGAUGUGAUUUAAGAGACAUCACUACAUAUGGAGUGAGAGUAGAGGUAGUGAACUUUCUGCUGUCUUUGUUAUGCAUUGUGCUAAGGGUGUAGCUCAUAGCUCUUGAAAUUUCGGGAUGAAGGCAGAGUGAGAGAAUAGAAUCCUGGAUUUGGUGUGGUGUUUGGGGUUGAGGGGGAAAAUGGUUUGGUUAGUGACCGCUGGGAAUGUUUGUUUUUCCAUUUCAGUUUCUCCCUUGAUCCAUUUACCUUACCCAGGCCUGCUCUGUUUUUCAUGCCUUUUGUGACAGCAUGUCAUGCCAUUAGAGGACUGUGUUUGUCCGGUCCUUGCUGCAGGAAGCAAACUCCCUUCCAUAGCUGCCUGUACUGAAUGGAUUCAGCCCUUGUCUGACUAAAACACUGUGUCCUCCUAGCGUGGCUAAGGCCUAAAUAAAAUGGUUUUUCCUCUGUUAUGCAGCUGCUCAUGCCAGCAGAUCUAAACUGCCACAAAGGCUGAAGGGGCUUGUGGUGUUAGGUUUGCCGUGCUGCAAGAGGUAUCAGUUUCAUCAUGUGUGUAUUACACUGGUCUAGGUGUGUGUACAAAUGUGUGCAUAUGCUUUACAGUUUUACAUGCUUCCACGUUCCUUAUUCUCAUUGUUAGCCACUUGGGUUCAAAUUCUAGCGCAGCCACAAAUAUUGUAAACACACACACACACACAGAGAGAGAGAGAGAGAGAGAGAGAGAGGAGACACAUCUGCUUACAGUCCAGGAGCCAUCUAGAUUCACAAGGUACACUUAGGAAAAUCUGUUUCUCGGUCUCUAAUCUCCAGCUAGGAAUAACAACAAUGUGCCUCAGCGAGCUUUGAGAUUUUGUUGCUGUAGAAAGCAGAAGUUGUGUGCUUCUACAUCCUCUUCACUACAGCGCUCCAAUGCCACAAAUCCCCCUCCUUUGUGUAGGGAAGAGAGAAGCCUGUAAUGCUUCCUGGAUGAUGGACUACAGCUCCAUACACCAUAAUCAAUCAGGCACAAACUGCCCCCCCCCUUCUACACACGGCUGUCCCCUCUUAUUCUGUCCUCUCAUGGACUCUAUAAAAUACAAAUUAAAACCAGGUUCCACAAUUGAGCUGAAGAUGGGAUGAUAGCCCAUCUCAGGACACAAAACCAGAGUAACUGCUCUCCUUUGCAGAAGCAGCCAAGAUAGAAAACCCUGACCCCUGCAUUCCAUUCCAGCUAAUUGACCAGGAAACAAACAAGACUCCAGAGACAGGGUGGAUGGCCUCAGCUCCCAGAGUCCUCCCUCCCUUCUUGCCAGCUCAAUCCCCUCUCCCCCCACUGCGCUCCUCACCACCUCCACCGUACAGGGCUGGAAGGCAGCCUAGGACCUGAGCUCCUUUGACACAUCAAAGAGCUGCUACAAAGAGUCUGUGAACAAACAGAAUUCCCUACUAAAAUUCUCCCCUUUGCUUCCUCCUGCUUCCAAGCAGCAGGGUUGGGGAAGAAGCUAUUGUUCCUCCUCUGCUCUCUCCUUCCAGCAGGGAAUUUCUCUGUCAUGUUGACAGUGCCAUGCCUCUUUGCACCCAGGCGCAGUUUUGUCACCUUGCUUCUCACCGCCACCCACCACAGCCCUCCUCAACCAGCCAUUAUUUUAUGGCCCUGUUUAGCCAUGCUCUUUCAGAUCUCCACAAUAUUUUUUAGCCCUCCUGAAUCAUUAGUCUGGCUGCCUUGGAGGCUGGUAGUCUAUUCCCACAGUGAAUCCUAUUGCGAGUAAAAUGACAGGAAACAAGAGAGGCUGAUAUUUAUGAAAUGGAAGAAGAGAGAAUGCCUGAAACAACCAAAAAGGGAAAGCAGGGGGGCAUCACCACGUGAAUUUCUGUAGAAAUCACCGAAAGUUCUAGCAGGCUGACGGGAAAUGUGGGGAAAGGACCUAAUGUUAAGCAGGCUGGGGUAGACAGAGAAAGGAUGAAUAGAGGAAAGCAUGGUAGAGUUUUUUGGGUUAGCAGCUGGUAAUUGGAUGGACAAUUUACCUGGAGUCCUGGAUCACCUUGCGAAGGAGGGGUAGAGUUGGGUAAACCCAGGUCUUAAAAGUUAGGCAGCAUACACCCCACACAUUAAAAACACACCCCUCCCCCCAAACUCAUGAGAAGGGUGCUGGGAAUUGUAGCUCUGUGAGGUGUAAAUUAAAGUUCCCAGCACUAUGAGUCGGAAGUGCUUAAGUGCUUGGUGUGUAAAGAGCCUAAAUCUGUGGCUCCCUUUAAGGACCCUUUUCAUACCUUAUGCAAUUCUUCCUCAGGAACUCUUACUCACUCUCGCCAACUCACACUGAGUGCCUAUUGCUAGAAACAAUUAAAUGGACCUCCUCUCUCCUAGAUACACAUUGCCAAAUACUUAAAUCAGUUUUCUUCAAGUGGGGGAUGGGAGAGGAGGUAGGGAAAAGAUUGUCUUUGAUUGGGAACAUGGACACAGGACUAGCAAGGGGUGUGGCCUGAGGAGAGUCCCAUGGACCUGAGUUUCUCCACGCAAUGUUAAAUGCACAACCACCAUUCAGUUUAAUCUUGAAUGUAGGCAGGAAGUGGCUUAAAUCCCCCACCCCCAACACUGACAUUUGCAGUGUCACUUCUGCAAGACAUCCCACAGGAAGAUUGGUUUGAAUCCAAGUGGCUACCUGAUAUGUUGUAUUUUCCUUGUAAAUCAGUUUAUUAUUACCCAUCUUAUAAGAGAAAAGGACUAGAAUAAUAUUUUUAACUUGCGUGUAAUGGGGUUUUUAAGAACAUUUGCUUUUUGUUUCUUCACUAUGGUAUAUAUUCAUAGACACAGGUGUGCAGGGCUGGCCCAAGACAUUUUGUCACUGCAGGCAAAAUGCCCUGCUGCCCCCCCCAGCAGAUCCAGGUCCCUGCGCUCACCCGAUCCCUGCAGUCUAGCGCUGCAACUGUACCCUCACCUGUGGCUGUGCCCAUGCUGCCACCACGACACAGUGGCAAGGGUGCAGCUGCAAAGGCAAUGGUGCUGUGAUGGUGGUGCAGGAAGUCCUGGUGGGGCUAGCAGGCACGCAACAAUGGGGGAGGGGAGGGUUGGAUUCGCUACCUGAAGCAAAUGGCUUCACCUUGCUUUGUGCAUGGGCUGCUCCUGUGUGCAGUAUACCUUGUGUAAGGGCUACCAUUUUAUCCUUCUCCAUGGGUGAGACCACCGAAGAGAAUUUAGACAGAAGCAGCCCAACCAUGAGGAAAGGUUAAUUGGCUGCCUUAGGCAGCUGAUUGUGGUGUGGCAGAGGAGAAAAGGGUCUGAUCUGAUGAAUAGGACUCACAACCAUUGGUAAUUCUCUUACAUAGGCUCCCCUGAAAUGAAUGGGAGCUGCGCAAGAACAUCAUAGUGUGUCGCUCGUGUUCAUUUCAAUGAGACUAGUAAAGGGCAACUUCCUUCUCAACUAAUUGUGCCCCUCUGUGUAGAGGGUGGGGUGAGUGGAUUCAUUUGGGUUUUCCUAGUUCUGUUCUGCAGAAUUGCAGAGCUAUCCAGAUUGAAGCUGUCUUCUAAAAAGCAGUGUGGUGGAGAUAGUGAUGCCGAGCGAAUAGGUCAAUCUGAUAUAGGGGUGUGGACUUGUUUUCUCUCACUUUGGAACUCUCCCAUACACAGCAGCCAAAGCUCUACAUAGUGAGCAUAAAAUGACAGCUAAGUGAAAUUUUGAGAGUGUUAGAUGACUUCACAGUUAUGUGUCUUAUAAAGAUGCUCCUGUUCUGCUGCUACCAAACAGUGCCUUUCUCCUGGAUAAGGAGAAAGUGAGAGAAGCCAGAUUAGAGCAGAAGCAAUGGAGGGGGAAGAGAGACUUUCCCACGUGUCUCCUGCUGGGAAUUGAAUAUCAGCAUCUCACGGCACCUUCUCAUUCGCUACAAGGGGAACAGACUUCCUCCAUCCUUCACCCCUUUGAAGAAAUGGGAAUUCUUUUCUCUCUUUUUUAAGACAGAGCAGCUUGUGCUUUCAGAGGACUGAUGUGCUCCCUCCCCGCUCCUGACCUUUUCCUCCCCAUUCUGCACAUCUGGCCUCCACCCUCCCCUUUCUGCGCGCCUCUUGCCCCUGCGUGCCUCCUCUGGCCAGAUGUGCAGGCAGGCGGAAGAGUCUGAGGGGAGGUGCUAAGGCAGAGAACUGGAACUACUUUCUCACAGCAGCAGCAGGAGCAGCAGCAGCAGCAGGAGCAGGAGCAAGAGCAAGAGCAAAGCAGCCACAGACUCAUUGUGUGAGAGGGAGGGAAAAAGAGAUGGUGGCGGCAGCAGUAGGAGACGGCAGCGCCUGCAAAUAAUCCUCCUCAUGCAACUUUUCCUUUAAGUGCCUCACACGCACGAGGGAGGCUUUCCUCCUGAUCCUUCUUCUCUUUCCUGGUGAUAAAAACUGGGACUCUGGAGAGGAUAUUCCCUUUUUGUACAAGUUACUGCAGCUCUGAAGAAGAAAAGAAAAGGACUGAUCUUUUUUUGAGGGGGGGGGCCUUAAGUAGAUUUUUAAGGACCAAAGGACUUCUCCCCCUUUUACGUUUCCCUAGGAUUUUUAAGGUGAUAUUUCCUCCCUCCCCCUUCUUCUUUUUGCAGAUUGGAGGAUCUUAGCUGGAGAAGCAGCUUAUUUUAGAAGUUAUCUUUUUUAGGUUGCUGCUCCCCCAAACACAAAUCCUAUUCCAGGUGUUAAGCUCCCCACUUUCUCAGAGCAUCUCCUACAUAACUUCAGCAGUACCGAGUUUCCCCUCAUGGUUCAUACCCAUUACAAGGAAGUUUACAGUAACUUUGGAAUGAGAGACAAAAUUUCAGAGUGGGAAAGGAAAACCUGAACUCAACUCUGAUCUUUCCUCCCUUUGCACAGAAUUUACGUUUAACUCCUACCUUCACUGCAAUGGAUUUUUACAAGGGGCAUUAAUUUCCUCCUCUUAAUGUUUUAAAGUUGGAAGUUGCAGCAAAGGGGGAGAAGAGACGGCGGAACUUCAAUUUUUUAAAAUUUAAAUAACACACAAGUAUUUCAGUUUCCUGAAAGAGGUACGAAGACUGGAAGGGGAAAAUAUAUCCUUUCCCAGCCUGGUGGUCUGCUGGGACUUGGAAGAUGCCUUCCGUAAUGGAAAAAUCAGGGAUCCUGUCCAGAAGCCGGUCCAAGUCAGCCACCAACGGCAACCACCAGAACUCAGAAGAUGACAGCAGUGAAGAGGAACACUCCCACGGUAAGCCAAGCUGAGCUACAUGCUAUGCUCACACGAGGAGUUAUUAAAAGUGGCUGUUUCUCAAGACUUCAUUGUACUCAAGGGGGUGGGAGGAUUUGAACCAAUGGAUGCGUGGGUUGAAGGUCUAAGAUGCCCCAGUUAAAAAGAGGGCUGAGAGAGUCCACUGUGCUGUGCUGCGGUGGAACAAAGAGUUUGGUAUCAGGGACCCUUUUGGAGCUGGACUUCAGGCCACUGAGCUCAUGACACCAAUGGCUUUAGUUUGGCUCUUUCCAAUAGAGGGGAAAGGCCUUUAUUAGGCUCACCUUGCCCUCUACUGGCCACAGAGUGAGAGUGGGCGUGGGAGAGGGAGAGCUGGUAACACAAAUGUGGGGGGGGGUGUGUGCAGAGAUAAAUCUGGCUCCAUGAGGGCUGUGGGGUGAGGUUGUGGGGGCACAGCUGAUGGAUAAUAUAUCUAAGAAAAUGUUUGUUUUGGGGUGCAUAUGACAGCAUGUGAGAAACACGUAACUUGGAAAACUGUAGUUUGUAAAGCAACAGAGAUGGUGCAGGGAGAGGGCUAGGAGUGUGCAAAAGAGAGAGACUUAUCCUGAUUGCAGGAAGCAGAUGAUGAGCUCCUUCAGUGUUGUGAUAUGAGGCUUCAAAAGAAGAAGGGGGGCGCACAGGUGUUAGUCUGGCUCAAGGUGUUCCAAAAGGUGAGGUGCUGUUAGUGAAGUGCAUCUUCCCAAAUGUCAGCCCAAGCAUGUGUUAUGCUGCUGCUUGGGAUCCUUGAAUAAAACAGUGUGAUAGUUGCCAGGUCACUGUGGUUGGAAGAGACACUUCUUUCCCUUAAUCCUUUCCAGUUGCUUCACACUUUAGUGAUCACCCACCUAUCUUACCUCUGACAUUUGAUCCUUUUUUGCCUGUGUGGUCAGACCCAGAAGCAGGAUGAGGGUGGGGAUCCUCUGCAACUGCCCCUUUCCUUUUUUCCACCUUCACCCAUUGGCCAGGUUAACAAAGGAGCCAGCUGGGGGCUAGAAUUAGAAAGUUGGUUUGGGUUUGAGCUCAUAGCUUUAUUGUCCCCAGAGCCCUCCCGUCAUCUCUCUCCCCACCCUCCCACCCAAACUCUGUUAUGAUUUCCUGUACACCUCUGGCUUUGUUAGGUUUCCUCUUCCUCUUCCACCUCCCUCCAUUCUCUGUGGGAUGUGGUGGUGGAGGGACAACCCCCCGCCCAGUACUCCACAUGUCCACUGGUGCACCUGCAGCUGAACAUCUGCUCUAGGAGAUAUACAGUGCUGUUGAUAGGGCUGGAUGGGGAGAGACUUUUGUCCAUCUGCCACAGGCUAUAGAUACACAACACAAGUAAAAUCACCCUAGUCAGAUUUCAUUCUCAAAACACAUUUUGGACAGAAGCUACCUCAGUGUGUCACCUGCAUUCCAAGGUGUGUGUAUGUGUGUGUUUACCCUGAUAGUAUAACCAUGACCACCCAGCCACCAGCAGGUUUUGCUUUAGCUCUCUUGAACUGUUGGAUAGGACUGCUGCCUUCUCCAGUUCUCUCUCUCCACCUUGAAUAUUGGAUCAUGCUCUAGUGAGCCGGGUGGUGAUGGUGCAUGGCCCUAAGGUGGUGUCAUUUGUCUUUGCCAACUGACAUCCACCCCUCACCCCACCCUGCCCAACACCACCCUAGAGCUGCCAGAUGCACUCUUGGGGGAGGUGCAGAUGGUGCCCCCAAGAUACAUCAGGAGAACCAUGCCCCUUCCUGCACAUGGCCACAUGAGGAUCCCAUCACUGCCAUCCCAGAAACUGCUCUGUAGGGCACAGUGUGGGUGUUUCCCAGAAUGGAUAUGGAGCCCUUUCAGCAGACACUCGGCCCCCAGCCCAGCAUGUGUUUCUUGGCCCCUCUGCCAGAAAGUGAAAGCUCAGGAGCUCCUUGGCAUGACGUUGGCUAAAUGUUUCCAGAUCUUGCCUGCCGUUCAGCAGCUGCUUGGUAGCUUGGGGGUUUUUUUUGGGUUUUUGUAAGGAACAGGAGUUUGCAGAGGGUGGUGGAGAAAAUACUAGGCUAUCCAAAGUUAUAGUGAAAAUGGUGCAUUUGCUGCCUGGGAAGGUUUCUCAGCAGUAGCCUUUCUCUUGAUGUUUCCCUGGAGGGCUCCCAAGGGUCCUUGCUUCUCAAGUGCCAAAGUGCUUUGGGUGGUGGAGGGUAUGUGCACUGAGUGUUUGUACCAAGAUCCUCCUUAUUCAUUUGGAAGGCUGCUAUGGCUUGAUCAGCCAUUUAUACUGUUGCCCUCUUGGCCACACCGCCACCACCUUUGAGGAUGGAGAAAGGCAGUGAUAGAAGGAACACACAAACACUCCACUGCAAUAUCUCAAGUAGAACCAGGACUCCUCCCAACCAAAACAUGCAAUUGCCCCUUCAUAUACAGUAGAAGUCUCCCCCAAAUACUAUGCUGGACCACUGAACUUAAAAGCAGUGGAGCGUCUCAUUCUGCUUCCUGCACUCUCCACAUCCCUUGGGAAUGUCUCUGGGCAUUUGAGGCUAUUCAGGCAGGAAGCACCAGCCAAAAGUGAACUGUUCCCAUUCCAAGGGAUGAUCCGACUCCUCUCUUGAGGGCUUGUAUCGCUGUCUGAGCCAGCCUUUGCCCUCUCUCCCUUGCAGCAGCAGGUCCUUCAAGCUUGUCUUUCUUGUUCCCUUACAGACAGCAUGAUCCGUGUGGGAGCAGAUUACCAAGCUGUGAUUCCAGAGUGCAAACCAGGUAAAGGGAGGGGGGGCACAUAUAAGCAUUACAGAUUACAGGAGAGGGUUAAGCAAGAAGGCAGUCAUGUUCCCGGCUCCUUCAAAUAAAGGCUCUGGCUUAACAGUCCUGGUGGAUCAUUGCAUUCUGAGUCCUCCUCCUUCCUAAGUGGAACCUGAGCAUUUCCCCCUAAGGUGAACAAGGGCGACGGGUCCCACCCCCACCCUGCUGCACCAGAUGGCUUCUCUGACCAUCCCCCUCCUGCACCUGGCAGCAGCCCGAAGCCCUAAUGCAGUCACACUCUCUUCCAGUGCCAAAUCUUUGGCGCCUCCUGCUUACAACCAGCCUGGCAACGCGUAGCUGCUAGUUUCUGGACCUGGAGGCUCCACCUGUCUUUACUCUUGGUUCCGGGGUGAGUGGGGUGAAAUUAUAUGUACCUCCUCCCCACAUGCUGUCCAAGAGUGAAGGGAGGGGUCCACCAAAGUGUUAGAUAAUGUGUAAUACAGGUGGGGACUGAAGACAUGAGCAGACUGAGUGGGCGUGAUGGAGGGUGGGGGGUGGUCACCUACCAGGAAAACACAGUGAAAGCUGACUGAGCUGGGAUAGCUCGCACUGCUGGCUAGGAUACCGGAGAGAGGUUGUGUUUGUGUGGACGCCAAGCCAUCCACUGCUUGCUUCAGCACAACAGCAUUCCUCUCUCACCACCUUGAUUUUCAGCAGCAGCAGCAGAUGAACCUAUCAGGAGAUCCUGCCCAGAGUGCUUAAAGCUUUCUCUUCCCUCUGUCUUUGUAAUUCAGAGAGCCCAGCUCGCUACAGCAACAAGGAGUUGAAAGGGAUGCUCGUUUGGUCUCCAAAUCAUUGCGUCUCUGAUGCCAAAUGUGAGUUGCUCCUCCCUCUUUAUUGUGUAAAAAGUGGAAAGGCCAGGUCAGAUCAAUGGCUGGGGCUGGGCCCUGCACACUCCUGUGGAGCUCUCCUCCCUUCAGGCCAUGUUGGAUGUUCCAACAGCCUUUGCUCCCUGGCCUGGAUUCUGAACCAGUUCCAGAAUCAACCAAGAACCAGCCUGGCUAAAAUAGGGGUGGGGGUGGGGAAAUGCAUUCCAUCUUCAGCUGGUAACAGAGCCUCUGAUUGACAGCUCCCCCUUCCCCCCCUCCCGGGACUCCUAGAAGCAAUUACCGAGCGGCUGGUGCGCUGCCUCCGGCUCCUGGGUUAUUAAUCUGGCUGGUGCAGGCAGCUGGGGGGGGGGGGGAGAGAAAUGGUGUCGCUGCCUAUGCUGAAGCAGAGAGGCCCAAAGUUGGGGUUCCGCUUGCCCAGGUAGUGCUGUCGCUUUUGAAGAGGGCGGCAAAAGAUUGAUGCAUGGCCAAUUGUCACCCCAAUGGCUUUGUCAUUAAGGGUUUGUGUGAGAAUAUUUAGUAUAUCACAUGUACAUAAUAUAUUUUACAGCCACACUUUCCACUUCUAUGGGGGAUGCUUCUCCCCUCCUUCCCGCACAUGAAUUCACAUGGGACCGGCAGACAUCUCUUGGGCAGUCCUCUUGUAACACAGAUCUAGUGUGUGCUGGACCCUCUGGCCACAUGCCUUUUAUGUUCCUCUAGAGGGCGCCCCGCAACAGAGCACUUCAAUUUUCUCCCCUCUUUGCUAGGAGGGGCUCCUCACCGGAAGCCCCAAAAGUGGUUGUGGAUGUCAUGGAAGAGGAGAUGAUCACUGCCAUCCCCACCGGGCAGGCAGGCAGGCUAGUCAACCACCGAGGGAAAGAGAUGUCAGAGGACGAAGCAUCUACAUCUUCUCUGUUUCCCUCCCCCAGCACUGACGGUUGCCUCUUUCUCCCUCUAGUGGACAAAUAUAUUGCCAUGGCCAAGGAGAAGCAUGGAUACAACAUAGAGCAGGUAGGUAAACCAGAACAAACUGGAUUCCCUGGAUGGUGCUUCAACAAGUUUUACUUGGAGCAGACUCAUUAAAAUUACUGGACCUAACUUAGUGGUGGUCAUUAAUUUCAGUGUAAAUCUUAAGUUGAAUACAACCCCUUGUUUCUUGACCCUAACGCAACAUUUCUGAAAUCCUACAAAUUCCAUAAGAGCAGAGCAAAUUACACAAAAUUAGACAUUGUUUGAUCGGGUUAACCAAAUUAGAUUUAUUGGACACUUCAUUCCACUUAGCAUCAACUUGUAAGCCAGUAAAAGCUUAUUGGAAACAAUGCUACCCAGUCUUAAGAUAGGCAUUUUCUCAUAGCAAAAAAUGUGAUACCACAGGACCAGGUGAGAGAUACAUUUAAGAGGGAUCCCUCCCCCAAGAGCUGACAAACAUGCCAUUCCAUGGCCAAAGGUAACCCUUUCUAGCCCAUCUCUCUUUCACUGACCUGCUUGCCAUCACUAUCUUAACCUUGUAAGGUUAUCUUCAGAAUUGCCAGAAACUUCAGUAUCGCCAGACUUUCAGGAGCCACAUUUUCAGGAGUGACAUUCCAUUGCUGGGACAGUUGCUCCUCUCUCUUACCCAUUACUUUCUUUCCCCCAACAGGCUCUGGGGAUGCUGCUGUGGCACAAACACGAUGUGGAGAAGUCCCUGGCUGACUUGGCCAAUUUCACACCAUUCCCUGAUGAGUGGACGGUGGAGGACAAAGUCCUGUUUGAGCAAGCCUUCAGCUUCCAUGGCAAGAGUUUUGCUCGAAUCCAGCAGAUGGUAUGCGUUCCCCUCUUGCUGGUGUAAGUGGCAGGGUGGCUGGGGUCCAAAGAACAAUCCUCUUCUCACGAGUGUCCAGUGCCAGGUUGGUCACGUCAGGCCCCUUCUGCAGCCCCACUGCCACCUCCUGGCUGUUCUCUGGGUGAGCAGUGAUGCAAGUGAAGGAGGGGAGCAGCCUUUCCUCACCCUCUUGGCCCUGGUUCAGUUGGCCAAGAAGAGGGUAAGGAAUGGGAAAUAGGGACAGCAGCAAGGUGGAGGUAAGGCUGAGGGUAUCUUCCACAGGUCCCCCUACAAAACCUGCAACCAGAUAUGUGCCUAUGUUGACAAUUUACAAAACUGUUUUAAAGGCCUGCUCUUUGAAAUCCUGGGCUGGCUGCACCAUGAUUUUCCCAUUCUGUAUCCCCUUUUCACUCUGUAUGGGGAGCCAGCUUGUGCAAUUAUAUGGGCUGAUGGUUGUUUCUGGACCAGACUCCCCAUUUCACUAGUCCCAUUCUGGCACCUCCUGUCUCUCACACACAAUAUACGAAUGACCCAGUGCCACAGCUCUACUCGUUAACUCUGUAUUUGAGCAUCACUCCAUGGCCUAAUUACAUGCCUAUUAGAAUUACCUUGUGCCACACAGUAAUUCAGGUUUUGGCUGCCCUCUUCUACUCACCGUUCCUCCUGCGACUCCUUGCUUAGCUUCCUGAUAAGAUGAUUCCCAGCCUGGUGAAGUAUUACUACUCCUGGAAGAAAACCCGGAGCAGGACUAGCGUGAUGGAUCGGCAGGCCCGCAAGCUGCUCAGCAAGAAGGAAAAGGAUGACAGGUCAGAGACCAAGAGUGCAUGUACGUGGGGUGGAUCGGCUUAGCAGGCUCAUGAAGGAAAGGGUUUGUAGCAGAGGUAGCUGGGUGGCUGGGCCUGUCACAGAGCCAAUAACUUUGCCUUCAACCCCAAAACAGUUUCAUUAGUGGGACCCCACCAAUUAAUGGAACACUACAAAUCAGUUUCUGAGGCAGGGAGCCUGCCCAAACCCAGUUAAGCUGAAUAUAAUGUCAAGAUUUGCCCAUAAAACCAAUUGCAAUCUAGCAAGGACAGAACCAGGCAAAACAUUGAUGGCUUGGAAGUGACUACCUUGUACGCAAUACUUGCGUGGACACAGCCUGGACUUCUAAAACUCCAAGACCCCUGCUUGUGCUAACCACUGCAUCACUGUAAACUUGUUUUUUUAAAAAAAAUAAACAAAUAAGUAUGUGACAGAAUUCCAAACUUUGCUCCUGCAAUUUAAGUCUCUCCCACUGCUUGGGAAAAAGUGGGGGCACAAGCAGAGAUGGCCAGAAGUUCGUUUUCUCCAGUGAAGCCGAGCCAGGAUGCAAUGAACAGCAGUAAUUACUGCCUCCCAGAAGAGCUCAAAGCAAGGAUGGCAAUAGCCCAGUAGGGGGAAGAGACCUAUUUGGAGAAACCAGAAAAAGACUGAAGGAGAGGCAAGUCAUAUUCUGGAGCAAGCAGAAUAACUUCUAAUGUCUGCUGCAUUUCCCCUACAGUAAUGAUGAACUGGAGGAAGGACGGCAGGCUAGUGAGGGUGAAUUUGAUGCCAUGGAUCCCAAGAAGGAGGUAAGGGGAAUGGCCACUAACAGGUCUAAACUAAGGGUAACUAAGAUAAACAAGGGUCAACAUGGUUCCAGUACCUUCAGUGGCAAGAAAACAGGCACUUUGCCAUAAAAAUGUUUUUGUGUGUGUGUUUUUUAAGUACAGGGCACACAAAGUCCUGAAUUUAUCAGGAUGGAGAUGCCAUGUGCCAAGGAACAUUAAACAGCUUAGAAGAGCUAUAACUGAAUGACAACUGUAUGUCAAAAGGAACUGGGUGGUAGAGGACUGGCUGAUACAUUAACCUAAGGAAGAUGGGGUUGUAACCAGUGAAGUUCUACCUGGGGGGUCGACCCACUGAAAUUAACGAACCUAAGUUAGCCAUGUCUAUUAACUUCAGUGGAUCUGUACUGAGUACAACUAGCACUGGAUACAACCCAAGGAGUUACCCCCGCCAAGACAGAUUACAAUCCAGCUCCUCAAGGAAGCAGCAUUAAAGGGCAUGGGAGGAAGAGCUGCACUGGGGCAGUAAAAACCAUGGUAAAUUUGAAGGGAGGCCCUGUUCAGUUUUCUCUCACUCUCAUUCUCUCCUCUCCAGCCUAGUUACCAGAAGCCCCUGAACAGCAAGCCAGGGCCUGUGAAGAAGGAGGUGCAACUGUCCCAGUAUCGGCACCACCCACUACGCACUCGCCGGCGUCCUCCCAAGGGCAUGUACCUGAGCCAGGAGGACAUUACAGGCCUGUCUGCCAGCCCAGACAUGGCUGUUCUCACCCUGCGCCACCUGGACUCCCAGCUGGUUUCCCUCAAGCGCCAGGUAGCAAAAUCCUAAGUGUGUACACGUGGUCACAACUUGCUGCCUGCCUGCCUCCCUCCCAAUGAGCAUGCACCGCCCCUUACAGAAAACCUGUUCUCCUUUUCAUCUUCCAAAGAAUUUGGGCUCUUCAGACUAUGGGGGUGGGCAAGGGAGCUGUUGCCUCCUGACCUUCCAGUCUCUGUCCAUACUAGGUACAGAGCAUCAAGCAGAUCAAUAGCAGUAUGAAGCAGGUGCUAGAAGGUGGAAUAGACAAACUACGGCCACCCGAGGUGAGUGUGCAUGCGCAGGCAAGCUGCCCCUUUUCUGUAGUGGUAGUUUCCAGAUUUCUCUGUUCGGGGGAGGCAUAAGAGGGAGGGAGGCAAAGCUCAGACAUGCUCCUUUUCUCCCUUGCAGACAAACAUCAAGUUCAAUUCACGCUGGACAACAGAUGAACAGCUGCUGGCUGUACAGGGUGAGCCUUCAAGGUCCAGCAGGUGGGAGCCCAUGCAGCAAAGAGGCGACAGGCUGCCUCCUCUUAGCAAUGCAGGGCUGAACUAGGAGAGGAUGGAUGGGUUAUUCCCCUCCGUUGUAUCAGAGGAGGAUAUUGGUCUUUGGGAUUUGAGGGCCAGAGUGUAGGUUAUGAUCACCCUAAAGUGGCACCCUCUGUACCAAAUUUCUCCACCAUGGAUUGGGGGCCUGGAGACACAACAGUAGGUAGCUGGCUUGCCAAAUGGUGGCAUUUGGUUAUGUUGCGGAAUGGUGCAAAAAUCACCUCUCUUUUCCUGCUCAGCCAUCCGAAAAUACGGCAAAGAUUUCCAGGCCAUUGCAGAGGUGAUUGGCAACAAGACAGUAGCCCAAGUGAAGACUUUCUUUGUCAGCUACCGGCGCCGGUUCAACUUGGAAGAGGUGCUGCAGGAAUGGGAGGCUGAGCAGGAGGGUGUGGGGCCGGCUGCCCCCCAAGGUAGCUCCCCUUCUCAGGACCAAAAGAGCUCUAGCGCUUCGUUAGCAAGCAGUGAGGAAGAAGAUGAGGUGAGGAGAGGGGCUGCCCCCAAGUACCAACACCGCACAGACCUCUUGAGCUUCUCCAGCACUGAAAGCUCUCCUUCUGCCCUUUUGCAGGUACAGAUCACUGCAGUGUCCCGUUCCCUGCAGCAGCAGCAGCAGCAGCAGCAGCAGCAGCAACCGCCGCCACUGCCCCCUCCGCCGCCACUCCCAGCGUCUCCCCGGCCACCACCUGCUGCCCUCUCACAGCCACCCCCUUUGCUGAGGCCCACACUUCCAACAGCACCCACGCUGCACCGCCAACCCCCACCACUGCAGCAAGGCCGCUUCCUGCAGCCCAGACUGUCGCUCAACCAGCCGCCACCCCCGCUCAUUCGGCCAGCCACCUCGCGACAAGCGCCCCGCAGUGGCCAGCACCCCCCAUCACUCCUUGGUGGGAUAGGAGAGCCCCCUCCCCCCUCCUCCAGCUCCCUCUGAGGAGGGGUUUCAGAGUGCUUCCUUUGACAUCUGUGAGCCUGGCUCUACAACAGUCACAGCUGGGAUUGGUACAGUCCUCCUCUCCCCCCACAAGGUGUGCAUUGGCUGUGGUGGUCAUGAAAAGGGAACAGGGGAAGGAGGGGCUUCGGGGUCCCAACUGUCAUCUGACCCAGUUCAGGUAGCAUCCAGAAAGCUGGCAAGGAAUCCCAAUCCCAUGUACAUUGGGGUGGGGGUGGGGUUUUUUUUUCUUG
This is a messenger RNA of Podarcis lilfordi (Lilford's wall lizard), 26734 nucleotides long. The record is from the annotation of a GenBank genome assembly. Lineage: Eukaryota; Metazoa; Chordata; Lepidosauria; Squamata; Lacertidae.